Messenger RNA from Colletotrichum tamarilloi, 2940 nucleotides. RefSeq names its product fungal specific transcription factor domain-containing protein. Gene Ontology annotation, molecular function: DNA-binding transcription factor activity, RNA polymerase II-specific; zinc ion binding; DNA binding. Lineage: Eukaryota; Fungi; Ascomycota; Sordariomycetes; Glomerellales; Glomerellaceae. The record is from RefSeq and is a predicted model, not a curated record. The coding region runs from base 1 to 2940 and encodes 979 amino acids. The transcript has 4 exons. Gene Ontology annotation, biological process: DNA-templated transcription; regulation of DNA-templated transcription.
AUGACCAUCAUCAAGAAUGAAGCCGGGCAAGGCUCAAACGAUGAUGCCGGAAUCACCGCACAAGAAAACACUACUCCUCGCAUACCUUCAACCCGCCAAGCCAAGAACCAACAGGGCGAGUCAGAGUGCGUCCAGUGCAAAAAGGCCGGUAAUGAGUGCGUUAUCAAGAAUGACGAUGAGCGGCGGCGACCAAUAUCAAAGGCGUACAUGUCGUCUUUGUCCGAUCGCAUUGCGAUGCUCGAGGGCAUGCUGCAGGAGAAGGGUGUUCAACCUCCACCAGCCGUGCAUCCCCCGAAGACGAGACGCGAGAACCAGCAGUUAUCGGAAGAGCCAAGAGAGCAAAGAAGGUUUCCAGUCAAGAGACCAACUGCCCCCGAGGUCCCCUCGCCUCCGGAUUCUGGAAACGAUGACUACUCGGUACAAGGUAGCGACCACGCAGAGAACACGUCUACCACGAGCCCCUGCUUCCAUGUUCCUGCAGAAGAACAAUCCGCAUUCCGUAUACUGGAUUCAACACAAGAGAACGUUGUUCACAGGCUUCUAUCGACGAGAGGGAAUCUUUCAUUUGACCAGCCAUCUGGACGGCUCCGCUUCUUCGGCCCGACAGCAAAUUCUCAUGUUUACUACGCCGACACUAGUGACAGCUCGCGGUCUCGUGAACCAUCAGAGCAGAUACGGCGUGCUGAACGCAUCAUUCGGACACUGACAGCGACGACUCACGACUACCUCAUGAACAAUUUCUGGACGCACUACAAUAGUGUGCUUAAAAUCAUUCACAGAGAAUCGUUCGAAUCCGAUCGAGAGUCGCAAAGCCCAAAGUUCUACUCGUCGUUCCUGCACAUCGCAAUCUUGGCUAUGGGCUUCCGAUUUGCUGAUUGCAGUCGUGACGACAUGAAAAGAAUGGCUUUGGGGAACCGGGAGAGCACUUUGCACAGGGAGGCCAAGUACAUGCUCGAUGUCGAACUCGAGAGACCUGGUGGAAUACCCAGCGUACAGGCCCUCCUUCUUCUCGGCGACCUGGAAUGCGGCGUUGGCAGAGAUAAUACUGGGUGGAUGUAUGCUGGGAUGGCGAAUAGAUUAGCUUUUGACAUCGGGCUCCAGUUGGACUGCCGUAACAGUGGUUUUGACGAACAGGAGGUCGACAUCCGCCAUAUGGUGAUGAGAGCCUGCGUGAUAUACGACAAAUAUUGGUCCCUAUUCCUCGGUCGGCCCACGAGCAUCAAAAGCCAAGAUGUCGGCAUGGAUCUGCUAUCGCGGCGCUUCUCACAGCUCACGUCGCUCAUGGGAACGCCUGGGCCCACUAACAAGGAGAAUCAAACUGUGGAAAUCUACGAUCAGCUCGUUGAGUUGAUGGAGCUUGCGGGUCGUAUCGUGGAAGCUAGAGACAGCCGGCAAGCACCAGCGAGUCUUCAUAAGAGAGACGGAGCGGAUAGCGAAGAAGAUGCGUAUGUUCAGAGCACCAACCUCGAUCGCCAAUUGCAGAAUUGGUAUAGGCGGUUGCCGGAACAUUUACAGUGGAAGCCUGCCAACAUCAAGCAUGCACCGUUCAGCUACUUCCUUCUUCACCAGCAAUAUCACGUGUCGAUGAUAUUGCUGCACCGUUCGUGGGCGAAUUACGAAGAAGUUUCUGGCGAUACUAUUAGCACUGACGCAAACCUUACGCCGAAUUCGAACCCUGACUCCAAAGACGCAUCCGACCACCAUCAAUUCAAUCACUCCCUAGGGACGAACAUGUCACAAUCAACCACAGACACAGGCCGAGUUGCAUCAUCGCGCAGUAUCUGUAGUUUCCAUGCGAUUAGAGUGGCUAGAAUCUUCUGGCAACACCGACAACGUUUUGACGGUACCAAGAUAUUCAUCACCGGCAUUCAGCACGCCGGUACUGCAGCAAUUGCUCUGAUUGCGGCACUGGCAUAUCACCGUUGCGAGUCUGAUAGGCGAACGUACCUCGGAUACCUAGAGAUUCUGGCCAGCGCUAUCAGCGACAUGAGUCAAGCCUACCAGCCAGCAGCACGCAUGGACAACCUACUGAAGGCGGUGCUUGGGAAACUCCGGACCGACAACGACAGUCUCGACGGUGCCAGCCAGCCGCCUAUCAUAUUGACGGGCAGCGAAAAGAGUCUCCUUUCAAGUCCUGGCUGGAGAGGCAACACGGACAGUGUCUACUCCUUUCUACCAGCUAGACGUGAGGCGGAAGUCAGGGACAGCCCACCGAAUAAAAGACGUCGCCCAUCGACGAGCAGUCGAAGAGCGUCCGAGUUCGCUCGCCCGCCCUUACCUUUCUUCGGCGCCAAGACGCAGUCGUCGACGCGCAGGUCGUCGCAGAGCAACGUGUACGCAAACAUCAGUUCUGCCCUAGAGCCCGCGACGUAUCAUCCAGGCGGAAACGAUCAUCAGCUAUUCAAUCUAGACUUUCUCAACGGUUCGGCGAUAGAUAAUGAUAGAGAAGGCGACGCUUCGGAUGCCAAGAGCAAACCUGUGGAGGAUUGCAUAUUUGUUUCGCCACUGUCCAACAGCUGGGCACAGGACAUUACGACCAACGGUAACGCAUCGCCGUCUCAAAAGGCGAAUCUGCGGUAUGGCGAUUUAGAACUGGACGAUUGGGAGUCUGGAGCAUCCGGGAUCGGUCUUGAGUCACCAUCUAGCUUUCAGCUCAGUGGUGGAGGGGAAAGUAGCCGGGAAAGCCAGCAAAAGGUCCACAAAGAGGAACCCACUCAGAGCAGUUUCAAGAGUGAGGCCAAGGGCACAGUCAUGGAUCAAGGAGGUUUCGGGCCCUUUGGUCAUGACGCCAUGGACUGGAUGGGUACCGAUGGUGGUCUGGACACCAUGACCUCUGUGAGUCUGAUUGAGCUGGUGCAGAGUUCCAUUGCUGGUAAGGCAGAGAGGCGUCCGGCGGACGAAGCGCCUAGAAACCACGAACUGGACUUUUUGAGCUUCUGA